AUGUUGGGCCUCUCGUACGAGCAGCGGUCGUCGUUCCGCUCCGAGCGCUACAGCGUCCAGGGGAGCAAUUCGGAACCCAAAAACGGUGCCUCCUCACCCACCGUACCCCAAUCCGGAUUCCCCUCUCAUUUCUAUCCACAAAAGCAGCAGUGGCCCGCCCUAUCGCCCCGUCAAGCCGAAGCCGUUCAGCGGCUCGCCCCCAAGAAGAUGGGCAAUUCGCUGGUGCCCGAUUUCCCGUCAGAACAUCGUGAAGGAGGGCAGACAAAGGCGCAGGCGUCACCUGGCGCUGCUCAACCAAACCAAACCACCUACAAGGAGUUCAUCGCCGCCCCAGUGUCCCCGAAACCAUUCGGAAACUAUCCGGAAUUGAAGAAUGUCCAACUCUAUCGGGGACCAUCUAAUAUUUCCACUCCCAUGCCAGUUGAGCAGCAACAGAAACCAGAAACCAGACCCCAACAAGUUCAGCAGGUUCACCAGAUCCAGCCGGCGCCUCAAUUGCAGCAGGAAUCGGUGCAUGAGCAACCCAAUGCCACGAUGGAGACGAAGGUCUCGGGCCAGGGCCAGCCGAAGCGCGUCGGCCGCUGGACCCUCGCCCAGCUCCGUCAGACUGAUGGUAUCAUCCCGAGCCAGGCCGGUUGGAACAAGGGAGACUCCCAGAAGUUGAUGACCAACUUCGGUACGCCCAGGAACACCAAGACUGGCGUCAAGGCCGAGAACCUCAAGGAAAUCCCGGAAGAUGUUCUGAUGCGCACCCACGGUGAGGUCCGCCUCCAGUCCGGUACCAACAAGUAUGCCUCCCAGCGUGGUAUGACGAACUUCGGUUCGGGCCGUGAUGUCUGCCGUGAGUCCGUCCGCGUCAACCAGAACCCCACCGAUCUGCCCGAGCUGCCGGAGGAGAAGAUCCGUCUCUCCGAGGGUAUCGUCCGUCUCCAGGCCGGUACCAACAAGUACGACUCGCAGAAGGGUAUGACGUGCAUGGGAACGGCCCGUCGUGAGACGACUCGGAUCAAGGAUACGGCUCGCCCAGACUAUGAUCACGAGAGACCCGAUCAGAGCGAGAUCCCGCUCCAGUCCGGAACCAACAAGUUCGCCUCGCAGAAGGGAAUGACGUGCAUGGGAACGAACCGUCGUGAGACAUGCCGCAUCGUCGACACUGCUCACCCGGAUUACAACCCGGAGUCGUCGAUCGAUUCGUCGACCAUCCCGCUGCAGAUGGGUACCAACAAAUAUGCCUCGCAGAAGGGCAUGACCAGCUUCGGGCAGGGACGCUGGGAGGUGCUCGACCCGUCGAUCUCGUGGCAGAACAGGAAGUCGCAGGGUAUGGUCCGUCUCCAGUCCGGAACCAACCGAUUCGCCUCUCAGGCCGGUAUGACCGGAUUCGGAACGAUCCGAAACACGACCUACGAGGCCGAGGCCGGUGAGCUGCCAUAUGAGGACAUGAAGAAGUCGGAGACCAUCAUCCCCAGCCAGGCCGGAUGGAAUCGCGGAGACUCGCAGAAGAACAUGACCUGCUUCGGCGCGUCCCGAGACGUUAAGGGCAAGCAUCUGAAGCGCAUCUGGGAGCUGGAAUACCCGGAGGAGGCCGAGAUCUCCCUUGAUCGGCUG
Messenger RNA from Mesorhabditis spiculigera, 1605 nucleotides. NCBI's taxonomy places the organism in Eukaryota, Metazoa, Nematoda, Chromadorea, Rhabditida, Rhabditidae. The record is from the annotation of a GenBank genome assembly.